GUGUGUAUUGGUGUGUAUAAAGAGACUUACAUUGUUAUGGCAACCAGCAUCCUCAACUGAUGCAGUUCUGUUCCCAAUAAUAUGAGAUGUGAUUAAAAAUUGACAUUGCAGCAAAGAAGAACACAUGUAAUGCGUUGGCGUGGCAACCAGAAUAAAGUCUGGUUUAUUUAAACCAGGUUUAAAUCUGAUGAUCACCAUUUGGGGAAUUUGCCUACAAUUAAUUAGGAAUCUUUUUCUCAUUGGGACCAAGUCAGGAGGCUGGAGGUUUGACUGUGGUCAUGAUCUUAGCAGGCCAAAUGGACAGCAGUGUCCUUUUUCUGUAAAAUGAGGGAUUAGGUUAAAUCCUUUGGUGUGGGAGAGGAGCCCCCAGCUCUAGGCUGGACCAAGAGUUGCCCUGGUUUCAUCUGCAUGCAGUAUGUUAUUACAUCCACUUUCCAGUUAGAUCAAGGGAACUGAAGCACAGGGAAGCAGUGACUUGCUCAAGGUAACACCAAAACAGGAACUAUAUGCCAUGAAGUAGGUUAGUCUUUACAAAUGGAGAAAUUAGUGCCAGGAUUAAAUGAUGUCCUCCAGGUCACACUAGCAGCCGUGGCAACAGGGUCAUCCAAACGCAGGUUUGGUCAGUGCCGCCCUUUACACCAGGCAGGGUCAGAAUCGGGACCCACGCCCCCCUAGGCCUUUUCCUCUGGUCGCACGCCCCUUCACCCAUUGUGAAGCCGUUGUCUGACUCUCCUUGGCUCCCCUUCUCCUGGCUGGGGGUGGGGCGGCGCGGUAGGAGGGCGUUGGGCACCGCAGCGCCCUAGCCGGGACGCGUGCGGGAGUGCAACCCCGUCUUUUGUCACUGGCCACUCCGCUAGGGCCCAGCAGGGUCGCUCUCCGGCUCGGCGGGUCCCGCGCCCCCUGCACACAGUUGGCCGAGAUGCGGAGGGUGGGGGGCAGGAUGAAUCUCCACCGAGAAGGCGAGGGGAGAGGCCACUAGGCCCGCGCCCCUUGCUCCCACUCGGCGCUCGCCCCGCGUCCUGCAGGGAGGCGGGCCCGCCCCUUCUGCGCGCAGGCGCGCGCCGCGCGGGGCUCGGACGGCGGCUCGGCACCGGGCGGCCACGGGCGGGCCUCGCAGCUUGUAGGCCUACCAGGAUGGAGGGGAAUGCCGAAAUGGAGAUGCUGAGGACACUGAAGGGGCCCUCCACAGGAGAGGUCAACGUGCACCUGGUGGCCAGAGACAGCUCAGGUUCUGGCUCUCACCUGCCCACUACUGCCUUCAUCAUCCCAGCCAGCUCGGCCACCCUUGGCCUGCCCAGCAGUGCCCUAGACGUGUCCUGUUUUCCGCGGGAACCGAUCCAUGUGGGCGCUCCGGAGCGAGUGGCGGGCAGUGUACCUGUCACGGCCACCGUUCUGCCGCAGUUAAGCGCUGGGCCUGUGGCCAGCUCCAGCGCCACCACAGUGCGGCUCCUGGAGUGGACCGAGGCCGCGGCCCCGCCUCCUGGGAGCGGCCUGCGGUUCCGGAUAAGCGAGUACGCACCGCUGAACAUGGUAGGAGCAGAGCAGCCCCCGAGCCCAGAGCUGCGGCCAGAAGGUGUGGCCGAGUAUGAAGAUGGCGAGGCCCCGGCGGGAGGUGGCGAUGCGGGCACCCAACAGCCCGCGGACCUCCCCCAGGACCCUCCAGAAGAUCCCCCGCAGGACCCCCCAGAAGAUGAUGGGAACUGUCGGUGCCAGGAGUGUGGACCUCAGCAAAGCGCAGGUCCGGAUCCCGGUUCUUCCAAUGAUGACUGCCCACCGCUGUUCCAAGAGCGGUCAGUCAUAGUGGAGAACUCCGGCCAGAGCUCCAGCACCAGCGCUUCUGAACUCCUCAAACCCAUGAAGAAGAGGAAGCGCAGGGAGUACCACAGCCCAUCAGAGGAGGAGUCGGAGCCAGAGGCCUUGGAGAAACAAGAAGAAGGAAAGGAUCCAGAGGGACAGCCCACUGCCAGCACCCCGGAAAGUGAGGAGUGGAACAGCAGCCAGCCUGCAUCAGGGGAGAAGAAGGAAGGCUGGUCGUGGGAGCCCUACCUGGAGGAGCAGAAGGCUGUCACCGCCCCUGUCAGCCUCUUCCAGGACUACCAGGCGGUCACUCAUAAUAAGAAUGGCUUCAGACUGGGCAUGAAGUUGGAAGGCAUCGACCCUCAACACCCGUCCAUGUACUUCAUCCUCACAGUGGCUGAGGUGUGUGGCUACCGCCUACGUCUACACUUCGAUGGGUAUUCCGAGUGCCAUGACUUCUGGAUCAAUGCCAACUCCCCUGACAUUCACCCCGCUGGCUGGUUUGAGAAGACUGGGCACAAACUGCAGCCCCCCAAAGGUUACAAGGAGGAGGAGUUCAGCUGGAGCCAGUACCUGCGCAGCACAAGAGCUCAGGCCGCCCCCAAGCACCUGUUUGUGAACCAGAGCCACGUGAGUGGCCCCGAGCAAAGUCCCCCACCCCUGGGCUUCCAGGUGGGCAUGAAGCUGGAAGCUGUUGACCGCAUGAACCCGUCCCUUGUCUGUGUGGCCAGUGUGACCGACGUGGUGGACAGCCGCUUCUUGGUGCACUUUGACAACUGGGAUGAUACUUACGACUACUGGUGUGAUCCCAGCAGCCCCUACAUCCACCCGGUGGGCUGGUGCCAGAAGCAAGGAAAGCCCCUCACCCCUCCACAAGACUACCCAGACCCUGACAGCUUCUGUUGGGAGAAAUAUCUGGAAGAAACCGGGGCCUCUGCUGUGCCUACCUGGGCCUUCAAGGUGCGACCCCCACACAGCUUCCUGGUCAACAUGAAGCUGGAGGCCGUGGACCGCAGGAACCCAGCCCUGAUUCGUGUGGCCAGCGUGGAGGAUGUGGAGGACCAUCGGAUAAAGCUCCACUUUGAUGGCUGGAGUCAUGCCUAUGACUUCUGGAUUGACGCCGACCAUCCCGACAUCCACCCUGCAGGCUGGUGCUCCAAGACAGGGCAUCCUCUGCAGCCUCCUCUCCGACCCAGAGAGCCCAGCUCUGCCUCCCCUGGGGGCUGUCCCCCUCUCAGCUAUCGGAGCCUGCCACACACCAGGACCUCCAAGUACAACUUUCACCACCGGAAGUGCCCCACUCCUGGUUGUGAUGGUUCUGGUCACGUCACAGGCAAGUUCACAGCUCACCAUUGCCUCUCAGGCUGCCCACUGGCUGAGAGGAACCAGAAUCGGCUGAAGGCGGAGCUGUCCGACACGGAGGCCUCGGCCCGUAAGAGGAACCUCUCAGGCUUCUCCCUAAGGAAGAAGCCUCGCCAUCAUGGCCGGAUUGGACGCCCUCCAAAGUAUCGGAAGAUCCCACAAGAAGAUUUCCCAACACUAGCUCCCGACGCCAUGCACCAGUCCCUCUUCACGUCAGCCCUGUCGGCCCGCCCUGACCGCUCGCUGUCGGUAUGCUGGGAGCAGCACUGCAAGCUCCUGCCGGGAGUGGCAGGCAUCUCGGCCUCAGCAGUUGCCAAGUGGACCAUUGACGAGGUCUUCAGCUUCGUUCAGACCCUGACUGGCUGUGAGGACCAGGCACGACUCUUCAAAGAUGAGGCGGACAUUGUGAAGAUCAUGAGCGUCAAGCUGGGCCCAGCCUUGAAGAUCUAUAACGCCAUUCUCAUGUUCAAAAACGCCGAUGACACCUUAAAGUGAGUGGCUCAGGGCUGGGCUCUCCUCCAGCCUGAGCUGGGCCUCCCUCUGCAGCUGAUGCUUCCUUCCUGACUUGAGUUCCUCAUAUCCACCCCCCCCACUCCCAACACCCUCUACAUCUUACCAGGGGUCCUCCUUCUCUCCGGGGCUGCUUCCUACAAGGUACGUGGGAGCAGAGGAGCCCUGGGGAAUUUGGAGUCCUGGCUCCCGCGUCCUGGGGCUCAUCUGCCACCAGGCACACCAGUGAAAGUGUGACCAAUGGAGCAGAUUGGAGGUGCCCUGCCUAUGGCAGCCCCACACCUCCAGCUGACUUGUUUUAUCACCAAAGGGUCUUUUUCUUAGCCGUUAAGGACAAUCUGGUAGAAUGGGAGGCCUCCCGUCAGAGGCUCAUUUCUCUUUGGCAUCUCUCCAUGCUUUUCUUUCCUUGGCUCCUACCCAGAAGUGACCCUGCCACACACAUCUUUACUCACUCUGCUGUCUGGUUUUCCGGGGCAGGGCCCAUGCCAUCACCCACCCAGACCACUGGCUCUUCCCUCUUGGAUAGGUGAGCCUCAGAAGCAUGUUUUCAUAGGCCCACUGGGAGUUUCUGGCUGCCUUUCUCCCUUUUACCCACAAGUGGGGGAUUCCAAGCCAAGAUGCCUUUGUAAGCAUGCCCAGUUCUGGAUCGGCUAGCAUUUUAGUGGCCCACGCCAAGUCCUGUUUCUAGCAGAAUAGGUGAUUAGAGCCUGUUUUACCUCUGCAGAAAAGGUCAAGGCUCCACGGAUGUUCCCCAUAUACCCUUCCUCUAUCAGGUGUGGGGAAGAGGCAGCUCAAGGGUAUGUCAGACAAUCUCGGGUCUUUGGCCAGAGGGAAAGCUCCAGCAGGCAUGAUGGUCCCCAAAGCUGGGCAUAGCGUCCUUCCCUGCAGCCAUGCAUCUCAGCCAAGACAUUGCCCAUGGGGUGAGGGCCCCACACCUGCCAGGCCUCAAGCUGUGGGAAUAUGCCACUAUGUCUAGCACACAUACCUCAUGACAUCACAUUCGACCUGUCCCUUAAAUGUCUUGCUUUUGCAGAGUCUUACAAAGCCCACUUGCACUUGGGCCUUGGGAAGGCGAAUUCCUCUAGCUUUGAAUUCUCUGUGGCCCCUACCUUUCGUACCACCCUCCGUCUGUCCUGCACUGCCAGCCAGGUGCCUGCUGGGGCUCUGGGACUUAGACCUUUCUGUCCAAGUGGGGGCCUAGCCUCCACCGAGCCACUGCCAGGCCAGCCAGGGUGGGGCAGAGGCAGAGGGCCCGGCGGGAGCUGGCCCUACACAGAGGUGAGGAGCAACCACCACGCUUCUGUGGCCCCAGGUGCUGAGAUGGGCCCGUGGGGUGCAGAGCCAGGCCGCUUCCCUCAGUCACAUGGUGUGUGUGCACCUAGGGCACCCUUGGGAGUGUUUGACAGGUGCAGCUAUGAGGCUCGAUGCUGGGAAAAUGUCAAGGGCUAUUAUUGUUAAAAUAUGAAGCUUUAUCUUCCCCACAGAAGUGGGACACUCAAAGCUCUGUUGAUUUCCUGCCACAGUCCAGUAGGAGACCCUCUCUUACGUGGGGUCACACAGCUUUGCCAGCACAGCCAUUCAGCCACCCAGCUGAACUCCCACCUGGCUUCGGACGUUCCUUCCCUUCAGCCCCGAGAGGCAGCUCUGAGCACAGGCUUCCCGAGAGGAAAGUGGGCGGUCUCUGCCUCUGGCUGACACUCGGGUUUACGGAGGUUGCGUUGCCCCCUUGGCCAAGAGUAAGGAGGAGCGAGUCUGAGCCUCUCUGACUUGGUUGCUUGGGUGGUGGCAAAACUCACCAGCUCCUUGGCUUUGCUCCUCUUUGAAACUGAGGAGAGAUGCUCACUGGCUUUGUGGUGUGAAGAGGAGGCAGCAAGUGCUCACAGCUGUGCUGCGGGACCUCACCUGUCCUAGCGAGUAGGGCUGGGACAGCUUUGCCAUGUGGAUCUACCAACCACACUUCUAGUGCUUGCCCACGGGAAGGGCAAGGUGGACUUAGGGCCUUGAGAAAAGGACCCCCAGGCUCUGAACUUUGAGACCUCGGCACUUUCUGCACCAACGUCAGACUCUUUGGGAAAAAAAAAAAAAAAAAAAAAAAAAACAUAAAAAGAAGGAAAGAAAUCUGCCCUACUGCCCCUUCACCCCCAUCCUGUCCCCAGAUACUUGUCAUUGCACCUUGACCUGGGUGCCCAGUGAAGGGAGAGGGUUGGUGCCAGUGCCCAUGCUAUGUGCCUCUGCCCUGCUCUCCAGCAGCAGACACCGCUUACACUUUGGCCCCAGCAGCCGCGACCAGCCCUUGCCCAGCCCUGGCUUAGGGCGCUGAGGACCUUUCUGUUUAAUUUCUGAAGCAGAGAGAAUGAUCCCAGAGUUUGAAAAUGAAGCCUGUUUGCACUUUCAUUCACAUGCACUUUGGUGGAAUUGUUUUUGUACUUACCGUGUGUGUGUGUGUGUGUGUGUGCGUGUGUGCGUGUGCGUGUGCGUGCAUGUGUGUUCUUUAAGAGAAUCCUCUGGUUUAAGAUAAAAUGACUCUUGACUCUUGAGAGAGAAGAAGUUAAAACUGUGGUGUUUUGUCAGUGUAUUGAAACAACAUAAAUAAACUUGGAACAUCUGGAUGAUA
Messenger RNA from Leopardus geoffroyi (Geoffroy's cat), 6283 nucleotides. It is a transcript of the gene L3MBTL1, whose product is annotated as L3MBTL histone methyl-lysine binding protein 1. The record is from RefSeq and is a predicted model, not a curated record. The transcript is spliced from 22 exons. Bases 1135 to 3654 code for a protein of 839 amino acids. Gene Ontology annotation, cellular component: nucleus. Gene Ontology annotation, biological process: regulation of DNA-templated transcription. Gene Ontology annotation, molecular function: zinc ion binding; protein binding. NCBI's taxonomy places the organism in Eukaryota, Metazoa, Chordata, Mammalia, Carnivora, Felidae.